Messenger RNA from Dunckerocampus dactyliophorus (ringed pipefish), 3879 nucleotides. RefSeq names its product LIM domain containing 2 (gene limd2). Gene Ontology annotation, cellular component: actin cytoskeleton; plasma membrane. Lineage: Eukaryota; Metazoa; Chordata; Actinopteri; Syngnathiformes; Syngnathidae. The transcript is spliced from 4 exons. The record is from RefSeq and is a predicted model, not a curated record. Gene Ontology annotation, biological process: actin filament bundle assembly. Bases 166 to 507 code for a protein of 113 amino acids. Gene Ontology annotation, molecular function: actin filament binding.
ACAAAAACUGGCUAUUGAAAGCGGAGACAAGCAGCGAGGCGGCGGGCAGAAGACACACCGGCAUCCCCUGGAACAAAGCAUCCCGCGAAGGACACUCACAGCGCGAACCUCCGGCCGAAUCGACACCCUGUUUACCAGCGAGUGUUUGCCCGAGCAGAAGCGGACAUGGACACCAGAAGCACUGAGGAGAAGCCAGUCCAGCGGUCCAAGUCUUUCAGUUUUAAGACCCAGAAGGAGGUUUGUUCAUCAUGUGACAAGACGGUCUACCCGAUGGAGAGACUGGUCGCCAACAACCUGGUCUUCCAUUCCACGUGCUUCUGCUGCAAGCACUGCAACACCAAGCUCAGCCUGGGCAACUUUGCCGCCCUCCAAGGCGAGUUCUACUGCAAGCCUCAUUUCCAGCAGCUGUUCAAGAGCAAAGGCAACUACGACGAGGGAUUUGGACGCAAGCAGCACAAAGAGCGUUGGGCCUCCAAGGAGACAGAGAACAUAACCAAGACGGCGUGAAAAAUGGCGUCCGCUUCGUCCGGAGCACGGUGACAUCACCCGCCCGCACGCUACUUAUUUUUUCUUUCCCCCCCCCCACCCCCUCUUUGCUUUUUUACACGCCAUCAGAUUCUCCACAGCAUCUUGGAAAUAACUGGCCAUACAUACGCCACAAUUCAUACCAACCUGUCUUCUUCUCUUUUGUUCCUGUUGAUCGUGACCAAAAGCCUUCUCUGCCAUCGCGAGAGGGAAUGUUACCAUGCUGUAAUUCUUUUAUUAUUGUUUUUCAUUAUUAUUCGGAAUGAUUUGCACCCAUUUUGUAUACUGUAUGCGCAUUCAAACGUCAGGGGCGACAAAACACACUUACACACGCGCGCACACUCACACUCAGGUCAACGUUCAGAGGCUCUUUAUUGGCAGUGUCACCCAAGGAUUUUAUAAACGUGUUCGUUUAAACACCACCGUAACCAUCCCAAGAGUGCGUUCACUCCACGCACCUGGGGGAGGUCCAACAGGGUACUGUCAUAUUACUAAGCAACAGCUCACCUCGCGUGUUUGUGUCAUUCCGACAUUGGGUCAUUCUUCUUUUCUUUUUUGAGUUAAUUUAUUUUUUGUGGGUCUUUUUAGGUUGCGUUCGCACUUGUCUUGAUUUGGUUUGGUGAAAAAGAACUCUGGUCAAGUGUGAACGUGCUCAUUCAAAACCAAGUGGACCGAGGCCGGUUGAGAGAUGGGUCUGGGCCAUCUUGCAAGUGAGCUCUGGGGCGGUUCGGUUCACUUGAGCUCAAAUGUGACCAGCAGAAAUGACAUAUGUCGGAGACGAUGCAUUUGAAGCUCUCUCUCUCUCUCUGUCUCUCUCUCUCUCUCUCUCUCUCUCUGGCUCUCGCUCUCUCUCUCCACCCUUGUCCCUGACAAUGCCGCGCUUUAAAAGUCUGUUUUACAAGCUUUUCAUGAAAUCUAAGCUCGCAAAUGUAACGGAAUAUAAAAAUAACAGCUUCAACCCAGCGGAUGGCAUUUUGGUUUGGAAUAUUAGAGUCUUGAGUCUGGUCUCGUAAUGCAAAAGCUGUCCAAUGAAGACCUGACUUGAUGCAAUUGUUCUUUCCUGUGCAGUCUUUGGUCACAUGACAAAAUAAGCCAACCACACCAAAGUGUGCACCAAUUAUCUUUUUUUUUUUUUUUUUUAAUUGUUGCUACCAAACCCCAAGUGUGAACGCAACCUUGGUCUUAACCUUGUGGGUCCUAAUGGCCUUAUUUGAAGCGCUCCAUCAGCCUUUUGGUGUCGUGAUUGAUCUUUCAUUUCCUUCCCGGAGCGAGCACCUGACUUUUUUUGGACCAAGUUGAUCCCUUCCCUCCUUUCUGAGCCGUUCCUGCGAGCCUCAGAUUGUUUUGUGUUUUUGUAAAGUAUCUGUAAAUAGAGCUGUACUUUGUGAUUCAUGAACACCCCUCCCACUUUGGCCACUGCGCCAUCCACCUCCCUGCCACAAGUCACCGCUCAUUCUCGCAGGACGCAACAUUCGCCACUUUUAACCCUCGUGUAUGCUUGUGUUGUCCUUCAGACAAGGCUGAUGAUGAUGUUUGGAGGAAAACACUACGGUUGUGCCAUUUUAUCUUUUUGAAUGAUUGCCUUCCUGUUAUCUUAUGAGCUAAAACAUUUUAGCAAAUGGACCUAUUUCUCAGACCUGCCAACAUGUACGCAAUUGUCAUACUCUGCAUGCAUUUCAGUUUUAAGUUAAAAAAAAUGGAAAAGGCUGCGAUUGGUCGACUUGUAGAACAUUAUUUCCUGUGUGUAUACCAGUCGUUGACAGGGCACACAGCCCACCUCCGCGAGCGCUUUCUUCUCCAAUUUCGGAUCAACAUUUUCAAUAAAAAAUGCUGUUACGCAUCCUCUUCUCUCUUUAAUUACCAUUGUUCCAUCGACAGAGGAAGCCGAGAGGGCCAAGACACUGCAGGUUUUCUUUCCAGCCGGUCACUGAAGCAGGCGAUUUUAAUCAUCAACACCACAAGUUUGACAGCGCUGAGCUAAAUAGUCAACGAGGCGUGGUUGCUCGCAGAGUAAACGUGACCCCCUCAAUCCCUGACAAAGAGGUGUGUCCGGAGUGUGGGCCAGGCGCCCUUUGCGACUUGUAGCUCGUAGAAAUGAAAUUAAACCAAAGCAAUAGCAAAAAUGGGGAAAAUUUAGCAAAAGGCAUAAUGCAACAAGAAAAAGCUGCAGUGUUGAUAUUAACUAAUAACCCAAAUCGUUGUCUUUUAAAUAUAUAUACUUUUUACAAAACGAAAAACGUUGGCAGGUCUGAUUUCUUUUAUUCUACCUACAAGUGGAGGCCGAUGGAGGUCACCUCCCCCCCUUAAAAAAAAUGGAGUCGUGCAUGCUGCAUGUGAUAGUGCUGAGCGCCCCCUGCUGGGGGACAUCUUGUCUCGCCUGAGUAAGAAUCCAACGUGAGUUGUUUCCAUUUUUAAACGCCUUUUUAUUCAGUUUUUGAACAAGUUGCCUCACAGGUCUGCAGUGUGAGACUGCAGCACCGUACUGAACCCGGUCCAAUUAGACAGGCAGGAUUUCCACGUCUUAUGUUUCAUAAGCCAUUUUAGGGAAUGCUGCUGAGGCUUGCCUGACACUUGAAUGAUUCAGUUGUUUUUGGGUUUUUUUAUUUCGUGAGGGAAAGGCUUUACUGUGAAUUAAACACGCUGUGAGGAGAGAGAAAUGAUAAAACGGAUGGAUAUUAGCUUUUUUUUUUUUUUUUAAGAGAAGCCUUAGAAAUUGUAAUGCUGACACAAAGGAGACUUAAAUGUUCUGAUCAUGCCUUUUCCAAAAGCAGACUCACUCCACAUUCCUAAACAUGACAUGACUUCAUGCAACCAGCAGCCAUUUUUCUGCCCACUUUCAUUCCACAGAAUAAUGUAUACUACUUCUAUCUCUGUUACAUGUGUGUGUGUGUGACAAUGUCUUUUUAAUCCUUGAAUACUUUCAAAUGAAAGUUAUUGUAUGUAGAAAUGCUGUCUUUUGUCACUCGCCAAGGUACAACUGCAACCGCUGGUCAGGUGAAUGAUUGCGUUUUUUUUGUUCUCGUGCAACAUUUUUGAUGUGGACUUUAGUGUUCAAUGCUGUUGUCAUGGAGAUCUUUUUAAAUGUAUGCCUCUGGGGAAAUGUGAUUCCACGUUACACACUUGACAUAUGGAUUGAGGUGGCCUUACAGCAAAAGAACGCUCAGACUGUGUUUGCAGUCUUUUUCUUCCUCCUCCUCCUUUCUCCCUUUUUUUGACUUUUUAUUGCAAUUUAAAGCGCCCCUCAUUCUACUACUCUAUGUUUUGAGCAUUUGUCAUGUUUUUUUGUCUUGGGUUUUUUUUACAUGCUUUUGGAGAAAAAUAAAAAUGCUGGUGUUGAUUGAUUUUAUUCAUCCG